This is a messenger RNA of Physella acuta, 5341 nucleotides long. Its product is annotated as b(0,+)-type amino acid transporter 1. Gene Ontology annotation, molecular function: L-amino acid transmembrane transporter activity. Gene Ontology annotation, cellular component: membrane. NCBI's taxonomy places the organism in Eukaryota, Metazoa, Mollusca, Gastropoda, Physidae. The record is from RefSeq and is a predicted model, not a curated record. Gene Ontology annotation, biological process: amino acid transmembrane transport.
UUGGUUGACGAACGUUUCCCAUUCAGCCAGUGGCACGCGUCUGCUAGCUCUGGAUGAUUUCUAUCGUCUGCAAGUGGAAGAUGAUUUCAAUCGUCUGCUAGCUCUGGAUGAUUUCUCCCAGCAAGUUUCAAGCAAUGCCUCCCAAUCAACGAUCACUGGAUUUAUUUGCAACUUUAUUUGACCAUGUCUAUAUCGACUCUACCUCCAAUCGUUUCGUAAUAAGAAUAACAUUUUUCUAAUGGAGCGAAAUAAAGCGUGCUACAGGAGAGGGUCGGGCUACCCCGAGGGUCACCGUCCCUCUGUGACGUGGAGCAUCAAAGACAACCACAGUGAGGAUGGGAGGAGGAGCCAGGAGGGGGAGAAGAAGCCGGAGCAGAAGGACGUGGGGAAGGAGAUAGGUCUCUUGUACGGUGGCUCUCUCGUCAUGAAUGCUAUCAUUGGUCCCGGCAUAUUUGGCACUCCUAAAGGUGUUUUGGCUGGCGUUGGUUCUGUGGGGAUGAGCCUUAUCAUGUGGGCGUUUGCUGGUAUCUUUAGUAUGUGUGCUGCCCUGUGUUUUGCCGAGCUGAGAGAGUCAGUCAAACGAGAGGGAGUAGAGUACGCCUACAUCACUGAAGCUUUCGGUCCACUUGCUGGCUUCGUCUACUCGUGGAUGAGAAUAGUUGCCGCUGAGCCCUGCUCCACCGCCGUGUUUGCCCUGGCCUUCACCGACUACGUGGCUGACGCCGUCUAUGACGAGUGUGGUCCUCCAGCAACUUUCUUGAUCGUCGUGGCCAGCAUUGCUGUCUUGACGAUGGCACUUGUCAAUGUGAUGUCGACUAAACUGUCAGAGAAUCUCCAGAUGUUGGCGUCAGUGGGGAAGGUCACGGCCUUGUCUGUCAUCAUCGUCAUGGGUGUGAAGAGAAUGGUGGAGGGUCACGUGACUGUCAUCAGUGAGGGGAUGAAGUCAAGUCGAUGGUCACCCACUGACCUGGCGUUUGCUUGUUACAAUGGGCUGUGGGCUUACGGUGGCUGGUCAAAUGUCAACCACGUGACAAGUGGCAUUAAAAAACCUCCACGAAACGUCCCCCGUAUCGUGAAGACCAUCAUCCCGCUGGUGCUGGUGCUCUACCUCUUGACGGUGCUGUCGUUCUUCACAGUCAUGACACGUGAUCAGUUCCUGCAUGCACGUGGCAUCGGUGUGCGCUGGGCCGAGGACGCCCUGGGUCCGGCCAGUUCCAUCAUCUCCAUCAGUGUGGGGCUCAUAGCCCUGGGGAGUGUCAACGCCACCUUUCUCUCGUCUGGCAGGCUGUCUGGUGUGGCCGCCAAAAACGGACAAAUUCCAGACGUCGUUUCCUGGGUACAUGUCAGAAGUAAAACUCCCAUCAUUACAGUAGCACUAAGGUGUGUGAUCGCCAUUGUGGUCAUGUGUGUAGCAGACGGACAGGAACUGCUCAGGUUCUACAUCUUCACGGUCUGGUUGUUUCACGGUUCAUCGAUCCUCGCGCUGCUCAUUCUCAGGGUCAAGAACAAGAACAAGAAACGUCCUUAUAAGGUCGACCUGUGGGUUCCUGUGGUUGUCGUACUUGGCAUCGGUUAUCUGCUCUUGGCACCGUUCCUACAGUACCCCAAGAGAGAAUUUAUUGCAGCCCUCGUUCUUAUCGGCACCUCCAUAAUUAGCUAUUACCCAAUUAACUGGCUCAAGUCCAAGAAAGUCAUUAAUAUACCAGAUCAGCUUGUGAUAUGGCUUCAACUGUUCCUUAGAAUUGCUCCAAAACGUGACCUGAGACGCGAACGCCGAUCUUUCCUGCGCACGAUGGGCAUGCUAGCACGUGACAGCAUCAUCAUCACGCCCAACGUCCAAUCAGAUCCCGCCAUGAGAAGGUUCUCACGGCGCAUGUCCAUGCUGGCUAAAGCUGAAGGCUCUCCGGCCCUGCUGCGGCGCCUGGACGAGACGGCCGGCAUGGGCCUCCGACACCGGAUACACCGGACUAGUUCUCUGGCAGAGGCAGACAUCAACGGCAGACUCAAGUCAGAGGCAGACAUUCCCAGCAGACUCAAGUCGAGUGUCUGGAGUCUAGAGGGGAAAGCCUCCCCUGCUAUCAUAAGAAAGAAGGCAAAGAGCAGAAGUAACUCCUUCAACCAAUCAGAUCUCCCCGCCCUCCGGUCGCCGCCAUCUUUGCCCAUUUUAAAAAACCGCUACAACACGACGCAGGAAGCGGGCGCUGAUUGUAAACCUGGGUCUCUGGCGCCCUCCACCCUGCCGCCCCCUCACCACGUGCUGCGGCCCCAGCCCAGCCCCAUACCCGAGGAGGAGUCAGCGAACAGCCGAGCUAUGACGCAGGCGUCGUCAAACAACCGUGCUACGACGCAGGAAUCAUCAAACAACCGACCACUGGAGCAGGAGUCAGAGCCUGACCACGAACAUCUGCAGGUGAUUGCCGGGUUUGAGAGUGACGGGGGCGGGGAGUACGAGGUGUUGGCCCGACCAGAGGACGCUAGAAGGUUCUCCACAGACGUGCCGGACAUCGUGGUGGACGGGGACACGGACAGCUCGUCCUCCUCAGACUCGGACAGCGGGCAGGCCAAGAACAAGCACCUCAACAUCUUCUCACACAUCCUCUCCUCAUCUUCCUCACUCUCGUCUGACUCCUCCAUGGAGGAGGAGGGCUCAGACGACGAACCGGAAAUACCAUCCCAUAAACGUUACUAUAUCAGUGAGGAUGAGGAAAUGGGCGUGGUCGCGGGUCAUGUCAACAAGGGUCACGUAAACAAAGCGCUGACCCUUGAUGACGAGCAGGUGAGUACCAUAUAGACCUGACGUGCAAGAAUGCCAGCACCAAGCCAGUACUCACGUAUGCCAGGUGUCAUCUGAUGUAUCCGGAGUUUCAGCUUCAGGACUCUGGCAUGUUGGCAGAUUAGAUGGACCAGACACUCAAAUAUGUUUUCAUACUGACACUCAACUCAAAUAUGUUCUCAUACUGACACUCAACUCAAAUAUGUUCUCAUACUGACACUCAACUCAAAUAUGUUCUCAUACUGACACUCAACUCAAAUAUGUUCUCAUACUGAAGAAAAAAACAACAACAUACAAUUUUAUGUUCUAAGUGUUUUACAUUUUACAACGAGCUUGCAUUUUACAGGGACCGUGUAUUGAACAGGGACCAUGUAUUUUACAGAGAACAUGUAUUUGACAGGGAACAUGUAUUGUACAGGGAACAUGUAUUUUACAGCGACCAUGUAUUUUACAGGGAACAUGUAUUGUACAGGGAACAUGUAUUGUACAGGGAACAUGUAUUAUACAGGAACCAUGUAUUUUUCAGUGACCAUGUAUUUUACAGUGACCAUGUAUUGUACAGGGAACAUGUAUUAUACAGGAACAUGUAUUGUACAGGGAACAUGUAUUUUACAGGAAUAUGUAUUUUACAGGGAACAUGUAUUGUACUGUGUAGACUUUAAAAAAGACUUCCUGUAAAUCUUCCAGCACCUACAGAAAAAGACACCAAACGAUAAAAGAUUUAGUUGUCUGAUGUUAGAAUACUUACUGCCAAGAUUUUUAAAAUGUUGCUGUUGCCUGUAUUGUUAUAUUUGUUGCUGUAAGAUUUUAAAAAUGUUGCUGUUGCAUGUAUUGUUAUAUUUGUUGCUGUAAGAUUUUUAAAAUGUUGCUGUUGCCUGUAUUGUUAUAUUUGUUGCUGUUAGAUUUUUAAAAUGUUGCUGUUGCCUGUAUUGUUAUAUUUGUUGCUGUAAGAUUUUAAAAUGUUGUUGUUGCCUGUAUUGUUAUAUUUGUUGCUGUAAGAUUUUAAAAUGUUGCUGUUGCCUGUAUUGUUAUAUUUGUUCCUGUAAGAUUUAAAAAUGUUGCUGUUGCCUGUAUUGUUUUAUUUGUUGCUGUAAGAUUUUAAAAUGUUGCUGUUGCCUGUAUUGUUAUAUUUGUUGCUGUAAGAUUUAAAAAAUGUUGCUGUUGCCUGUAUUGUUAUAUUUGUUGCUGUAAGAUUUUUAAAAUGUUGCUGUUGCCUGUAUCGUUUUAUUUGUUGCUGUAAGAUUUUAAAAAUGUUGCUGUUGCCUGUAUUGUUAUAUUUGUUGCUGUAAGAUUUUAAAAUGUUGCUGUUGCCUGUAUUGUUAUAUUUGUUGCUGUAAGAUUUAAAAAAUGUUGCUGUUGCCUGUAUUGUUAUAUUUGUUGCUGUAAGAUUUUAAAAAUGUUGCUGUUGCCUGUAUUGUUAUAUUUGUUGCUGUAAGAUUUUAAAAUGUUGCUGUUGCCUGUAUUGUUAUAUUUGUUGCUGUAAGAUUUAAAAAAUGUUGCUGUUGCCUGUAUUGUUAUAUUUGUUGCUGUAAGAUUUUUAAAAUGUUGUUGUUGCCUGUAUUGUUAUAUUUGUUGCUGUAAGAUUUAAAAAAUGUUGCUGUUGCCUGUAUUGUUAUAUUUGUUGCUGUAAGAUUUUUAAAAUGUUGCUGUUGCCUGUAUUGUUAUAUUUGUUGCUGUAAGAUUUUAAAAAUGUUGCUGUUGCCUGUAUUGUUAUAUUUGUUGCUGUAAGAUUUAAAAAAUGUUGCUGUUGCCUGUAUUGUUAUAUUUGUUGCUGUAAGAUUUAAAAAAUGUUGCUGUUGCCUGUAUUGUUAUAUUUGUUCCUGUAAGAUUUAAAAAUGUUGCUGUUGCCUGUAUUGUUUUAUUUGUUGCUGUAAGAUUUUUAAAAUGUUGUUGUUGCCUGUAUCGUUAUAUUUGUUGCUGUUAGAUUUUAAAAUGUUGCUGUUGCCUGUAUUGUUAUAUUUGUUGCUGUAAGAUUUAAAAAAUGUUGCUGUUGCCUGUAUUGUUAUAUUUGUUGCUGUAAGAUUUUUAAAAUGUUGCUGUUGCCUGUAUAGUUAUAUUUGUUGCUGUAAGAUUUUUAAAAUGUUGCUGUUGCCUGUAUCGUUAUAUUUGUUGCUGUAAGAUUUAAAAAAUGUUGCUGUUUGCCUGUAUUGUUAUAUUUGUUGCUGUACCCAAUACGGUCGUCUGGUCGCUUGUCUAUAAUGACAGUAGUGACAUUAACUAAUUACCUCUUAAUUAAAUCCUUGUAUACUCUGUUACUACUAUAAUUUAUAUGAUUUCUGAGAAAAUAAAUGGAUACAAUUUGAUAUUUUUGCAGAUUAAUAAACUUCAAAUGAGACUGGUUUGACAAUGAUACACUUGAUAUAUGACAUCAAUAUGACAUGACACCACUGUACCAUGAGACUAACGUGACAUGACAUAUUCGACAUGACACUAAUGUGACACAACAAAAGGGUAACACUGUCAUAAUAACACCGCCAAUUUUAUCAAUGUAUGACUCGCCCUAGAAAAUGAUUUUUUUUGGCAUGGAUAGAAAUAUUUUUUUGUCAAUUUUGUCUUCGUGGUGGCAAU